Messenger RNA from Erigeron canadensis, 387 nucleotides. RefSeq lists its product as uncharacterized. Lineage: Eukaryota; Viridiplantae; Streptophyta; Magnoliopsida; Asterales; Asteraceae. The transcript has a single exon. The record is from RefSeq and is a predicted model, not a curated record. Bases 1 to 387 code for a protein of 128 amino acids.
AUGGACUUAGAUGCAGCUGGGGAACAUAGAUUGUUACAACUGAAUGAAGUAGAAGAACUUAGACAACAGGCAUAUGACAACUCUAGGCUUUAUAAAGAAAGGACUAAGGCUUGGCAUGAUCGUAGGAUUCGCAUGAAGGAUUUUAAGGUUGGAGAUAAGGUUCUUUUGUUUCUUUCUAAGUUUAAAUUGAAGCAACCUAAGUUAACUUCUAGAUGGACGGGUUCUCAUGUGAUUAAACAUGUGUUCCCAUCAGGCCAUGUAGAACUUUUUAAGUCAAAUGAAGGGUCGUUUAAGGUAAAUGGUCAUAGGGUGAAGUUGUAUCAUGAUGAGGAAAGUGUAGUGGGAGUUAUCAUAGAUGAACUCCCGUUCUUUGAAAGUGACAAAUAG